Messenger RNA from Condylostylus longicornis, 2597 nucleotides. RefSeq names its product zinc finger protein 254-like. Lineage: Eukaryota; Metazoa; Arthropoda; Insecta; Diptera; Dolichopodidae. The record is from RefSeq and is a predicted model, not a curated record. The transcript is spliced from 3 exons. Gene Ontology annotation, biological process: regulation of transcription by RNA polymerase II. Gene Ontology annotation, molecular function: DNA-binding transcription factor activity, RNA polymerase II-specific; RNA polymerase II transcription regulatory region sequence-specific DNA binding. Bases 113 to 2560 code for a protein of 815 amino acids. Gene Ontology annotation, cellular component: nucleus.
UGCAAGAAAUCAUAGAAAAUAGAAGAUAACGAAUAUUUUCUUUAAUUUUCAAUUUACAAUGCCAUUUUGAACAUAAGGCAUUGAAAAUUGUAAUUUGUAAAGUGGUGACAAUAUGGAAGAAAUUAUCUAUUCGGAAAAUUCUGAUAAAGAAAUCUCAGAAAAUAAUAUUAGUUUUCAUUUGAAUGCUUCAGGAGCAGUAAAUCAUGUGAAAGAUGCUACAUAUUUUGCUAAAUUAGAUACACCAAAGUUAUAUGAAUGUUCCGUAUGUGGAAAAGAAGUUAAAAAUUUUUUUAGUUUGGGUCGUCAUAUUGUAAGAUUUCAUGCAAAAGAUACUUUAUUGUACAAAUGUAAAAUAUGCAAGAAAAAAUUUAGGACAGGGUUUUCUUAUAAUGGUCAUCAAUGUACAAAAAUAUGCUUGAGUGACUAUCAGGAACAAUCUAAAAAUGAUAGUAUAGAAUAUAUUGAGAUUAAGUCAUCUAAUAAGGUUGAAGGGGAAACUUAUACAUCUAACAGUGUCAUUGGUUUACCACUAAAAAAUGAAAGAUUGCUGGCCCAUAUCAAUUCAGUCAAUUGCAAAGCUAAAACUAAAAACCUGUUUAAUGAUCUCGAACCUAGUGGUGCAAAAUCAAUCAGAAAUCCAAUAUAUGACAAAGAAUGCAACAAUACAAGUAGCGAAUGUGAAACAUUGAAUAUUGAGAAAAUUGAUACAAGAAAGGAAAUAUCCUCAAAUCAUACUAAAACGUCGACAGCUCUUAAUUCAACGGGAUCAAAAUCAAAUAGAGUCAUUAGUACACAUAGUUCACAUGAUUUAAAAGAUAAAAUUGAUCUUGUGAAACAAGAGUAUUUGGAAACUUUAAGGGUUCUUGAAUUAGCUAAAAAAAACAGUGAAAAGUUGAAAAAAGUCUUGUGUGAGUUAGGAGAAAACGUAGAAAAACUUUCGCCCAGAAACGAAAAUUGUUUAAACUCAAGUAAUGUAGUGGAAGAAAACUGUUUAAAUGUUGAGCACCAACAGAAUAAAGAGCAGAUUGAUGAUGAAAUUUGCACGGAAAAAACGCAAGAAUCGUUUUCUAUGUUACAUGAAAUAAGCAAAAUAAGUUAUUGUGAUUCCCAAGAAUAUGAAUUUAGAUUGGAAAAAUGUGAUUAUUUUAGUAGUGAGGAUUUUGGAGACGAUUAUAGUAUCAAUAAAGUUGAAAAUGUAACUUGUUUUGAAACACUUCAUCAUGAUUUAGAACACCAAAAUAAAGGCAUUACUGAUUAUGACAACUUCAAUAACAAUAGGACAAUAGAACCGGAAAAAAAAUUGAAAUUGGAAGUAGAAAUUUUAGUGGACACAACUUCAAAUGAAGAACAAUUCUUACAUGCCGAUUUCACUGAAAAUAAAAUUUCUGACAAUUAUGAAUCAGUAUUCGAAGAAUGCUCUGCUCUGUAUGAGGCCGAAUAUAUAGAUGAGUGUACAGAAGAAUUGAGUGCCAGAGAAAUAGAAGAUGUUGAUACCAAAAAUGAAGAUGAACAAAAUCCAAUAGAUUGUUCUGAGAUUAAAGAAGACGCUGAUGUUAUAUCUUCAAAAGGAAAAUAUAAUGAUAAAUUCAUGAGUUUUUUAUAUAAAUCUUUAAUGAAGAAAGAACUACAGCGGGAUAAAAAUCCAAGAAAAUUGAGAAAACAGAAAAAUGUUAAUAAGUUUCCAGAAAUACAAAACAGAAGCAAACAAUUGUUCGAUUUGGACACUGACGAAAAAAUGAAUAACACGGAAGUUGAGGAUCUAUCUAAUUUGAAAUCAACAAGCAAUGAAAUUUCUGAAAAUCGUUUUGGAACCGCAAAUAAAAAAACGAGAUAUUUAUGCUUAUAUUGUGAUAAGGCAUUUGCAAAUAAAUCUACAUUAGACAUUCAUUUACGAUCUCAUACUGGAGAAAGACCAUAUAAAUGUUCCUAUUGUGAACGAAGAUGCUAUGAUCGUGCAUCAUUGGAUAUACAUGAAAGACGUCAUACUAAUGAUCGCAGAUAUAAAUGUGAGUUUUGUGUAGAAAAAUUUUUUACUUUAUUUGAAAAAAAAAGGCAUCAAUUUACUUGGCAUCAAAAUAAUUCUAAAAGAAAUAUGAAAAAUGUUGGUGCUUUACGGCACAACAUGUCCUAUGAUCAGAAACGGGAAUUCGGUCCAAGAGCUUUGUUAGGAGAUGAUGGCUUAUAUCAUUGUAAAAUGUGUGACAAAAUUUGCUUAACAGCGAAAACCAUGCGUAAGCAUACAGCAUUACAUUUAAAUGGCAAAGCAUGUCCCUUAUGCUUCAAAGUUUUUGCUUAUGAAUCUACCUUACAAAGACAUUUACUUGUACCUCACGAAGAGAAAAAUUAUAUGUGUGCUUUUUGUGGAAAUCGAUAUGCUUCUACUGCUUCAUUAAAAGCUCAUUUAAAAGUUCAUAGUGAAGAUGCAAUAAAGUGCUCAUUGUGUCCAAAAAUUUUUGGUACAUUUUACAAUUUCGAUCGUCAUAUGUUACACAAGCAUAAAUUAAAAAAUUGGCGUAAGAGUUGUGUUAAUACUCAGAUCUUUACUAUAGAACAAGAAUAAAUUAAAAUUUGAAAAAAAAAUCACGUUAAAUAGAAAA